AUGUCAUGGGGAGAGUCUGAUUGUGGUCCUGAUGCUGCGAUCGUCUCUGGGAGAUUUAACUGAGGGAGAAGCAUCGGUGAGAAACAGAGCGUAAGCUAAAGGUCUCUCCGUCUUUCUCUGCACCUUCCUCCGUAUACUGAGCACCAUGACUCUAGCAGCCUAUAAAGAGAAGGUGAAGGAGCUCCCCCUUGUGUCCAUUUUCUGUUCCUGUUUCCUCUCGGAUCCGUUAAAGAACCAGACUUACAAGUACGACGCAGACACCGUGGACCUUACUUGGUGCGCUAUUUCCGACAUGGAGGUCAUAGAGUUAAACAAGAGGGCCUCUGGCCACGCCUUCGAGGUUAUCCUGAAACCCCCUUCCUUCGACGCCAUUCCAGAGAUCACAGCCACCCUGCCCCAGAAGCGAGACCCCUCCCUGGAGGAGAUCCAGAAGAAACUGGAGGCAGCCGAAGAAAGACGCAAGUAUCAGGAAUCGGAACUCCUCAAGCACCUGGCGGAAAAGAGAGAACACGAGCGCGAAGUCAUACAGAAAGCCAUCGAAGAGAACAACAACUUCAGCAAGAUGGCCAAGGUGAAGUUGGCUCAGAGAAUGGAGGUCAACAAGGAGAACAGGGAAGCUCACCUAGCGGCCAUGCUUGAACGUCUGCAGGAGAAGGUUAGUUAAAGUGGACAAACACGCAGAAGAAGUGAGGAAAAACAAAGAACUGAAGGAGGAAGCUUCUAGGUAGAAGGUGUGGACUGUGGACUUUGGACUGAGGACUCCAUUGGGCGCCUGAGAUUCCCAGCACAAUAUUAUAAGUGACCGAGACUCUCUUUUGCUUUAUCUGUCUGUGAAUGUCCAGAGAGGACCUGCUAAUACACCGUUUUGUAAGGAGUUUUUAGGGUGGGGCCGCAGUUUGUGGGAGGAGCCCACGCCAUUCGCCAGUCCUAAGAAGUCGUCUCCAUGAAGCCCUUCAAUGUUCUCACAUUCGUCGCACGCCAAUGGGAUCCAUUCACAAUCGCUAAACCAAUCGCUGUGGAGGUGAGCGCGCUGACCGUCGCUAGGGGAAACUGUAACCAAGGCGCCGAUGAACCAACGGGUAUCCACACUCGCUAGCGAGAUUCUACUUACAUUGCACUGAUUUUUAUAUGUCUACCAUUAUGUCAUCAAUACAAUGUUACUACCAGGUUA
Xenopus tropicalis (tropical clawed frog) is the source of this 1171-nucleotide messenger RNA. RefSeq names its product stathmin 4 (gene stmn4). Lineage: Eukaryota; Metazoa; Chordata; Amphibia; Anura; Pipidae. The transcript is spliced from 6 exons. Bases 146 to 664 code for a protein of 172 amino acids. The record is from RefSeq and is a predicted model, not a curated record. Gene Ontology annotation, biological process: regulation of microtubule polymerization or depolymerization.